Paramormyrops kingsleyae is the source of this 1509-nucleotide messenger RNA. RefSeq names its product chitinase domain containing 1 (gene chid1). Gene Ontology annotation, biological process: carbohydrate metabolic process. Gene Ontology annotation, molecular function: oligosaccharide binding; chitin binding. Gene Ontology annotation, cellular component: endomembrane system. NCBI's taxonomy places the organism in Eukaryota, Metazoa, Chordata, Actinopteri, Osteoglossiformes, Mormyridae. The record is from RefSeq and is a predicted model, not a curated record.
AACGAAGGCGUGUAAUCCGAGUGUGGUUCCGCCGUUAACCAGCUGAAUAUCCUAAUAAAUCGAUCAAUAAUCUUAUGUGCAAUGCUUGGAGGUACUUCCCAUUAGAUGUUGAUAACGAAGUGCACAAGGAUCAAAACAUAGAUCUAGACAGCAUAUCAGUCAGGAGCAGCGCUGAGAUGAGGGGUGCGUUGGUUCUUCUGUGCGUCUCCCUGUCUGCCCUGCUGGUCAGUGGCACUCUGUCGAAAACAGAUGCAAAGAAGUCCUCUAAAACUCUGGAGACGGAGACGACGCCAGCGGACCGUCCUGUGCAGGAGCGGGGACUGGUGGUGUCUGACGUCCAAUGGAGGGACAUCGUACGGGAGGAGAAGAGAUACUGCCCAAAAACCACGGGGGUCCGCAACUUUCAGGGCACAGUGCUGGGGUACAUCACACCAUGGAACUCGCCCGGCUACGACAUCACCAAGCUGUUCGGGCCCAAGUUCAGCUCUGUGUCCCCCGUGUGGCUGCAGCUGCGACGUAGGGGACAGGAGAGCUUCCACAUCACCGGGCUGCAGGACCACGAUCCCGGGUGGGUGAAGGCAGUGAAGAAAAGCAACAAGAAGAUGAAGAUGUUACCCCGCCUGCUGUUCGAUGGCUGGUCCUACCAAGACUACAUGAGCGUGCUCGACAGUGAGGACGAAAUCGAGGAGCUGGGCAGAGAGGUGGUGGAGGUGGCAAAGGCGGAGGGAUUUGACGGCUACGUCCUGGAGCUGUGGAGUCAGCUGGGGGGGAACAAAAGGAAGGAACUGGUUCACCUGGUGACGCACCUGUGUGAGACGUUGAAGGCUGCGAGGCUCAGCUGUGUGCUCGUCAUCCCUCCCCCUGUCUCUCCAGUCUCCGGGCAGCCUGGGAUGUUUGGGCGUGAGGAGUUCCAGCAGCUGGCCCCCGUGGUGGAUGGCUUCAGCCUCAUGACCUACGAUUUCUCCAAUCCCAGCAGGCCGGGCCCGAGUUCACCACUGCCCUGGGUGCGGGACUGUGUUCUGCAGUUGUCCCCUCAGACCCAGUGGAGGCACAAGAUUUUGCUGGGCAUCAACCUGUACGGUUUGGACUUCUCCAGCCAGGGUGGAGCUGAACCUCUGCUUGGGGGCAGGUACGUCGAGCUUCUGAAGGAACUGAAGCCGAAGUUGGUAUGGGACGAGCAGUCGGGGGAACACUACUUCAGCUACAAAAGGGGGAGCUCGGCUAAGCACGCAGUCUACUACCCGUCGCUGAAGUUCAUCCAGCUGCGACUGUCCUUGGCAUCAGAGUUGGGGACUGGAAUCUCAAUGUGGGAACUGGGACAAGGGCUGGACUAUUUCUAUGACCUCUUGUGACAGAAGAUGGACAAGGACAAUGAGGACAAUGUACCAACACCUUCUGCUCUGGUCUGAUUUUACUUACAGAGAGUGGAUGCAAGACAUCACAACUUGGGUCAAGUCAAUCAAUUGAUCUUCCUUCAGCAUGUCAAUAAAUAUCAUUACUUAAAGGACA